This is a messenger RNA of Linepithema humile (Argentine ant), 815 nucleotides long. RefSeq lists its product as uncharacterized. NCBI's taxonomy places the organism in Eukaryota, Metazoa, Arthropoda, Insecta, Hymenoptera, Formicidae. The record is from RefSeq and is a predicted model, not a curated record.
GUGAAGGUUGUGCGGUUCAAUCAUGCUAUCCAAGUGGUUCUGCAUCUCUCUCUUGAUCCUGAUAGUUCAGGAUGCUGUCGCGAAUGCUAAUUAUAUCGGUGCCACCAUUUAUGAUAUGGUGUACUACAAUCCGAACACACAAUUAGCAUUAAUGGCUGAAAUAGAAGAUGGCCGUAUCCCUUUUGGGACAUCUAGAAUUGGUUAUCGUGGCAUGUCAUGCAAUUGUAACAAUCUUACGUGUGGCUGUUGCACUGGCAUCAAUAUAAUGGCUAUCAAGCUCAACAAUCAUGUUUGCACCAAUUUCACCUAUCAUCCCGAAGACUUCGCCAUCAGUGCAAAAUUUAUAAUGAACGAAAGAGUAAUCUUAAAUAGAAAUCUUUCUGCUAAAAAUCCACCACCGUUCUGCUUGCCUUUCUCUGUUCCCUUCGUAUCUUUCUGUGUACGCUUCUAUGAUAUCUAUACGUCUGGAAAAAAUCUACACACGUGCGUAGAUUUCGAAACGCAUGUAGUAAUGUGGCCGAUAUUGACUCUGCAUUUUGAUUGCGUAAAAAUCGGCACGGAUGGAGUCUCUUGGAUGAAACCCCAAAACGGCAGCAACGUUCUCCAAACAUCGACAACAGAAGUGAGUGCCCCGGAAGUGUAUGACGAGGUAGCCUUUGAGACAGAGUCUGUCCCGCUUGGAAGCAUUCAGAUGUCGACUGUAACACCCGAAGAGGAAGCUAGCAUCGGUCAAUUAAAGCUGUAAUAAUUAUUAUUACAUAGAUUUAUUACAUAGUAUUAUUAUAUAGAUUUGUAGUCUUAUAUAGAUAAUACAA